Schistocerca piceifrons (Central American locust) is the source of this 3402-nucleotide messenger RNA. RefSeq names its product tyrosine-protein kinase receptor torso-like. The record is from RefSeq and is a predicted model, not a curated record. Gene Ontology annotation, molecular function: transmembrane receptor protein tyrosine kinase activity; ATP binding. The transcript is spliced from 11 exons. The coding region runs from base 9 to 1688 and encodes 559 amino acids. Gene Ontology annotation, biological process: protein phosphorylation; positive regulation of kinase activity; cell surface receptor protein tyrosine kinase signaling pathway. NCBI's taxonomy places the organism in Eukaryota, Metazoa, Arthropoda, Insecta, Orthoptera, Acrididae. Gene Ontology annotation, cellular component: signaling receptor complex.
GUACCGCCAUGUUGUCACCAGGCGGACAACAGCAGUGGACCACGGCGGAUCUCUUCAAUCAGACACUGACCCCUGCAAACGAAUCUUUGGCAGAUCCAAAUGCCCGGUCAAAAGUGGAGCUGGUGCUGGUGGUGGUGCUGCCCACGGUGUCGUUCGUGGUGGCGGCGGCGCUGGCGGCGGCCAUGAUGUACCAGCGCUGCGGCUGCGCGGGCUGGCUGCGUCGCAAGCUGGGCGAGGGCCGGCUGCGGCCCGUCUACAGCUGCCGCGGCGUCUACAAGGCCGUCAGCAUCGACAGUAGCAGCAGCCGCAUCACUCGGGUGUCCUUCCCGGCCUUACAGGAGCGCAGCAUACUCUACGUAGAGAAGGAGAUAGAGGAGGCGAAAGCUCGCGGCGAGGUGGACACGUUCGAGGUGAGCUACGAGCGACUGCAGCUGGGCCGGCAGAUCGGCAAGGGAGACUUCGGGCGAGUCUUCCUGGCGCGCGCUGAAGCCGUGGGCGGCGUGCCCGGCUGGCGCACCGUCGCUGUCAAGAAACUCAAGCUGCGCGCGACGGCGGAGGAGGUGGAGGAGUUCCAGGCGGAGAUCGCGAUGCUGAAGCACGCGGGCCGGCACCCCAACGUGGUGGAGAUGGUGGGCUGCUGCACGCUGCGGCCGCCGCUCUGCAUCCUGAUGGAGUUCGUGCCGUGCGGCGACCUGCUGCACUACCUGCGCCGCCUGCGCGUCGAGUACGAGCGCCGCACGGGCGCGCCGCUGCCCUUCUCCAGCACCCGCGCCAGGCCCGCGCCCGCCCCCGCUCCGGCGUCCGCCCUCGCCGCCUCCGCGGCAGCCUCCGCCGUGCCCCCCGCCGCCCCCACCGCCGGCACAGGCGGCAGCCACGAGCCGCGCUACAUCGACCUGUUGCUGUCCUCGGACUCGGAGAGCUCCUACGUGCAGCCCGACCCGCGGCUCAGCUUCUCGUCGAGCGGGCGGCCGUCCAUCGCAGAGACCGAGUGGAGCCUGGUGAGCAGCGAGGGCGGCGCGCCGUCCACCCCAACGGAGCGGAGUCCCUGUCCGGGGCGCCUGGGCCACGGGCUCGACUAUGUGCUGGACCCGGCGGAGCUGCAGAGCUUUGCCGUGCAGAUCGCGCGUGGCAUGGCCCACCUCGAGCAGCGGCACAUCACGCACAGGGACCUGGCGGCGCGAAACAUCCUCAUCGACGAGCACAAGACGCUCAAGAUCUCCGACUUCGGGCUGUCGCGGUCGGGCAUCUACGUGAACACGCGCGGCAAGAAGGUGCCGCUGCGCUGGCUCAGCGUCGAGGCCAUCCGCGACAACCUCUACUCCAGCAAGAGCGACGUGUGGGCCUACGCCAUCGUCCUCUGGGAGAUCGGCACUCUCGGAGGGUUCCCGUACCCGACGGUGAGCGACCACGACCUGCUCAGGUUCCUGCUGGAAGGUCGCAGGCUGGAGAAGCCAGACAACUGCACCGAUGAACUGUACUCGCUGAUGAUGAUGUGCUGGUCGCACAACGCGGACGACCGGCCGUCGUUCGCGACCAUCUCGAAGCACCUGGAGGGCGCCCUGGGCCGCAGACCUGUCUACGUCGACUUCUCCAACCUGAGCCCAGACUACACGUUCCCUCCCACCGAACAGCAGCAGCAACAGCACCAGCAGCAGCAGCAGCAGCAGCGGCCGUCUUUCAGGAUGUGAUAUCAGCAGACGGCUCAGCCAGAGUACGCCUUCCUCCCCCCAACAGGGCAGCUGCAGCAGCGGCAGCCAUCCAAGAGACCGAAGGCGCCAGGCAGAUCGACCAGGCGCCACCGAGUCCCGCACCGAACAGCUGCUGCAGCGGCGGCUGCAACCUCAACCGCGGUCAACAUCGUGACGUCACACGGAGUUGAGCCAGUCAUUGUACACUCUUCCACUGAAAACUAGCAGCGUCAGAAACAACACGCGUCGGUGUCACCUUCCGGUAAAUGAUGUCAUCAUGAAGUACCACCUGGUAACACUUUUCCUCACACCAUCCAGAGACCACGGCUAUCCUUUAGAAAACGCGCAGCUUGGACUACAUAUUAACUUCAAUAGCGACAGCGACAUCAGCGGUCUGUACAAUGUGAUACAACCCGAAAACUGAAGAGCCUAGUAUCAUUCUGCGUGUAUGAUGGCCAAAACUAGUUCAUUCCUACUACAAAUCAGUGGUACAAUAGGAACUAUCACUUUACGGCUUCCAUGUACAGCAUUCGCCUGUGUGCCCGGUUACACUGUACAUUUCUCCCGACAAAGCGUUGCUGUAAGCAGCACCUUCGUUACCAGCCUUUGCCUGAAUUCAGUGUGGUCCUCCUUUCACUUCCUCAGCCAAGUACAGGACAACUCAGAAGUCGUUGUGAGGAAGUUUGGCCACCAGGACAACUCAGAAGGCGUUGUGAGGAAGUUAGGCCACCAAUGGUGCAACUCAGAGUCUACAGAGCCGGAAAAAUAAAACUGACCCUCAAGACAAUUCAUGCACGUUGAGGUAGGCACCCCAAAUUACAUAGUCUGCUGCGGAUGACAUACAUGGUUUGCCUGCCAUAAGGUUCAUGAAACAUUUGCUGAGCCAGUUUUAUUUUGGACGCCCUGCAAAACACCAAUAAAGGACUGACAGUAGUGUUCGUCCUAAAAAAUCACUGUCAGGAAGACAACGUUCUGAUCAGUGCCCAGAAGGCUUCUGGCUGGCAUCAUAAUCAGUUGUUGGCAAUCAGAUGAAAGAGUGAUUUACAACAGAAUGUCCUUGAGCACAACGUGACUCCAAGAACUAACAUAAACUCGCUGACAAAUUCUGCGGUAGGGUCAGUAGGAUGCCAGUGAUACGUCGUCAGCAGUGUCGGAUCUAAAAAGUUUUCCACGCUGCUACUGCUCAUAAGGACAGCACAUUGGUAUGGUUCCCUGACUCCCCAAAAUAUAUCGGCAAACAUCGUGAACAGCUUUUUAGUCGACAGACGAAACUGCAAUUUCUACCAUAGGGGCGUUGAGUACACCGCAACUCCGUGUACAAGGCACGCCAAAAAAUAACACUGGGGCGACCAAAGCUGCACCAUCACGACAGUUACCACAUGUAUAUUCACUUCUCCACCGAAAAAACAGAGUCACUGAAACAAGCACAGGCAGAUAUAACCACCUGCCGCAAGCGGCGGAACAGAGAGGUAAAAGCAGGUGCUAACCACAUAUUCACUGACCAAGUCAGCUCAGCUGAGGCCACGUUGGCGCGGAUUUAUAUGUAUGGUCAUCGACACGUCUUGUCACAUAUGCUUUGUUCAUUUAUUACCAUUUCAGAAACUAAACUGGGUGUUCACUGAUUGUCCAGCUGUCAUUAUUGCUUGAAAUAUUCAGACAAAAGCUUUUGAAAGCUACGUUUUUGGACAAUGUGAUUAACGAUAUUAUUCUGGGG